AUUCUGCAUUUUCUCCCAGCCUUGGCUCCGUGUAAGGUGUAAGCCUCCGUCAGCCUCACAGGGCUGGGGUUUGCCAAAAACCCAAUUAUGUCUUUCAAUGUCAGAUUUACUCGUUUCCAAUUGCCCUAACUUCAUGGGCUAGAAUAUAUCAACCCUUCAGAUUGCCGCCGUGAUGGCAGCCAACUAUUGGGAGUCGACUCAGAGACGUUACUGGCAGUUCUCGAAAGAUGAACUUGCUCAGAUGCGCGAAGAGCUAGAGAAGAGCGAACAGAACCUGGUACAGAUGUUCCCUCUACCACGGAGGACUCACCUUAAUAUCUAUUUUAACCAACAGAUCGGUCGUUUAAGCAAGAGGCUCAAUGUCAAACAGCAGGCUGUUGCCACCGCCCAAAUAUACAUCAAACGAUUCUAUUGCAAAGUCGAAAUCCGCCGCACAAACCCGUACCUCGCUCUCACCACUGCGCUAUACUUGGCUUGCAAGAUGGAGGAAUGUCCGCAACAUAUUAGGAUGUUCGUCACAGAAGCGCGAUCUCUUUGGCCAGACUUACUUCAUCUUGAAGUUUCUCGCAUCGGUGAAUGUGAAUUUUUUCUCAUUUCCGAAAUGAACUCCCAGUUGAUAAUUCACCAACCAUACCGAACUUUGACGAGUCUCCAGUCCGACUUCAACCUCAACCAAGACGAAGUAAACCUAGCUCUAUCGGUCAUUAAUGAUCACUACAUGACAGACCUACCGCUCUUAUAUCCUCCCCACGUAAUUGCGCUAACGGCGAUACUUCUUUGCUUGGUCCUUCGCCCAAAUACAAUGACAAGCGGGAAUGCCGCGGCGAAUAUGGCCACAUUAACGUCGACCUUAGCACAGGCUCAACAGACUCGGCCUGGAACCGGCGGGAGCGGCCAGAACACUCCGGGUGUCGGUGAGAGGGACAAACAACAAGAAGCGCGGGUGACUAAGGUCCAACGAUUCGCAGCUUUCCUUGCUGAGAGUAACGUCGAUAUCGAGGGCAUGAUAGACUGUACACAAGAGCUGAUCUCGUUCUACGAAUGCCACGAGCAAUACAACGACAAAAUUUCGCGUGAGCAAGUCAACAGGUUUAUUAAGGCAAGAGGAUUGGACAAACACUGAAGACACCGCUACGUCUCAUAAGGGAGUAUACCGACCGGUUUAAUGAGCAUAAUACUACGAAAGCCUGGAUCAGCAUGUGAUUCUACAUUCCCCAGGCCAUGAGCUUUUGAGAGCUUCUCGGAUUAGCGAGACACAAAAAUGCUUCAAUAUAUAUUAUCAAAUAUCUUCAAAUACUUCUAUGAAAAUCAUCAUUUAUAGCAAAUCCAAAACGAGGUUAAGUGGUGGAGACAAGAAGAUGAAAUCCAAGAUUAUGUGUCCGAUGGAAUGAAUACUAGUUGCGGGAAAUGAUACCAUUUCCAAGGACAUCCGUUCCUACAUGGCAUCGUAGGAUAUUCCCGUUGUC
Molecule: messenger RNA, 1466 nt
Organism: Annulohypoxylon truncatum
Lineage: Eukaryota; Fungi; Ascomycota; Sordariomycetes; Xylariales; Hypoxylaceae
Product: cyclin-C
Exons: 3
Coding region: 173-1123 (316 amino acids)
Biological process (GO): positive regulation of transcription by RNA polymerase II
Cellular component (GO): nucleus; mediator complex
Molecular function (GO): cyclin-dependent protein serine/threonine kinase regulator activity
Source: RefSeq, a predicted model, not a curated record